Molecule: messenger RNA, 4610 nt
Organism: Parus major (Great Tit)
Lineage: Eukaryota; Metazoa; Chordata; Aves; Passeriformes; Paridae
Gene: PRSS23
Product: serine protease 23
Exons: 2
Coding region: 1460-2596 (378 amino acids)
Biological process (GO): proteolysis
Molecular function (GO): serine-type endopeptidase activity
Source: RefSeq, a predicted model, not a curated record
UGACACGAGCUCUUCAGCGAAGCGGCUGCUGGAGCCUGGGGAAUUGUAGUUUUUUGCUUCCUGCCCCGAGCAAGGUCCGAGGGGUUGGUAAGGUUCCACCGGGACCCAGCUUGUGCAGCUGCCCCGUCACUCAGGUGGUUUGGAAGCCCUGGGGAUGCAGGUCCUCCCUACAGCUUACCCCGUUAUUCAAACUGACCCUCACUGUCCGCCUGUAACGCGGUUUGCUCUUGUACCGUCAUACCGAAGCUGCUUGACGUGCAGGGAAAGAGAAAGAAGAAAAGAAGGAAGGUGAAAGGAGGCAGUCCUCUGUGUGUGCACUGACACACGUGCCAAAAUAGCCGCUGUGCCCUGUGUGAAUGCUCAGGGACACACCUGUGGUCUGCCAGAAUCAAAGUUAGUUUCAGGUUUCCCAGGGCAUCUCUUCCUACAGCCCUCAAUCGAGCAGGUUAGGCAGUGAAACCCUCGCACCACCCUCAGCAUCUCAGGCAGGCUAAUAAAGUUGUUAGAUUUUAAUGGCAGGAAGGCUUCUGUAGUUAUUGAAGUGCAGCUCCAUUAUUUUUGCUGUGUUUUAACAAGUUCUGUGACCAGGAAAAGCAGCAGAGGUAUUUUGGCACGGCAUUGACAGUGAUUCAGUUCUCCUUUAUGAUUUGGUUUGAGGCAGAUUUUUCUCUCACUGCCUUGGUUUUCUCCCUUCUUUUUUUUGGUAUGUUAAUCAUUCUGGCUUUCAGCACUGUGGAAAAACUUUCUUCAUUUCAAAAUGUAAUGGAGACUGGUUCAUGGACUUUCAUACUAGAUGAUCCAUGAUUUAUUGUUAUUUAACCAUCUUUUACGAGAACCACCCCUGAAGUAGUGAACUCUUGCAAAAAAAUUACUUGCUUAUUAGAAAAUUAUUCAUGUCCAUCCUGAACAAGGCAGUUUUCUUUCAGCAGCAUCUAUCUUGGGGCGCGAAUGCCCAGAGCAAGCAGGAAAAUGUGUUUUAGCAGCAUGGGGAGCCCCGGGGUAGCUGUCACUGUUUCCAUGUUCUAAACAAUUCUAAUGCCAUUAGCGAGUGUGAUUAUGUACAAACCGCUUCUAGGGGGUUCCUAGGCUGGAUGUCAGAGCAGGGCUUUGUGCUGAGUCAAAGGGUGGGUUGAGUUUAUGACACAGUUUAAAUAGAACCAGAAGAGCAGAGCUACAGUAGAGCAGCACAUCGUAAUUCAUUCAGUACCAGCCUGUGAUAGCCGUGCAGGGAAGUGCUCACUCCUUACCAGUUUGUUCAGUUUGAGAACACCUCUCAGGGUCACCCAGGAGUAAGUAGCUGAGGACAGAGCUUUAACCCUGGAGUUUUUUGCUGCUUUUUGGUUGUGUUUCAAAUGGAAAGAGAAAGGAAAAGGAAAGAAGAGCCUUACUGCAAAGUCUCUGUCUAAAUAUAGACUGCUUUUUCAAUUUGUUCAUUUUUAAGAGAAAGGAUCUACACAGAAUGAGACCAACAUUCAGAAUGGCAGCCUUGUCCACUUUAAUCCUCCUUUUGUGUGCUGCUAAAGAUGUGAUGCCUUCCAGUCCUCACUGGAAGCCAACUUGGCCAUCUUACAGAGUUCCCGUUAUCCUGCCGCAGUCUACCCUGAACUUGGACAAACCACAGUUUGAUGCUGAAGCCAGACUGGAAGUGGUAUCUCCAUGUGGCCCAGCAUGCCACAAAAGUUCUCCGCUGCCAACUUACGAAGAAGUGAAGAACUACCUGUCCUAUGAAACCUUGUACGCCAAUGGCAGCCUCACUGAAACUGAAGUGGGCAUAUAUAUUCUGAGCAACAGUGGUGAUGGGUCUCGAGGCAGAUCUCGAACUAAGAGGCAGAUCUAUGGCUAUGACAGCAGGUUUAGCAUUUUUGGCAAAGACUUCUUGUUGAACUACCCAUUCUCCACAUCAGUGAAGCUCUCUACAGGUUGCACAGGGACGCUGGUGGCUGAAAAGCACGUUCUUACUGCCGCUCAUUGUAUCCAUGAUGGGAAGAGUUACGUCAAAGGAGCUCAGAAGCUGCGGGUGGGGUUCCUAAAGCCCAAACAGAAAGAUGGCAGCAAAGGGUCCAAUAGCACCAACUCGGCAAUUCCUGAGAAAAUGAAAUUCCAGUGGAUCCGAGUGAAACGGACGCAUGUCCCCAAAGGAUGGAUCAAAGGCAAUGCCAAUGACAUUGGCAUGGAUUAUGACUAUGCCCUGCUGGAGCUGAAGAAGCCACAUAAAAGAAAGUUUAUGAAGAUAGGUGUGAGCCCACCAGCAAGGCACUUACCUGGAGGGAGGAUUCACUUCUCUGGCUACGACAAUGACCGUCCGGGAAACCUGGUUUACCGUUUCUGUGAUGUCAAAGAUGAAACGUACGACCUGUUGUACCAGCAGUGCGAUGCCCAGCCGGGUGCGAGUGGAUCUGGGGUAUAUGUGAGGAUGUGGAAGAGGCAGAAUCACAAAUGGGAGCGUAAAAUUAUUGGUAUAUUUUCAGGCCAUCAGUGGGUGGACAUGAAUGGCACCCCGCAGGAUUUCAAUGUAGCUGUUCGCAUUACACCCCUCAAAUAUGCACAGAUCUGUUAUUGGAUCAAAGGCAACUACCUUGACUGCAGGGAAGGAUAAAGACAAACUCCUUGAAAGCACUUAAUGACUGGUUUUAGUUACUCAUCUGAGGAAAGGCUAGACUUGUGCUGCAAAUGCAUGUGAUCAUGUAACAUCAAGAGGUGAUAUGUAGCUUUUCAAGCCUUGUUCUUAGGACGGGGACUGUGUGGUGCUAUCAUUACAGCCUGAAACUGGGGAGAGAGGAACGUCUGCUGGGUGGGGAAGGAGCAGGUGGACUUGCUGAAUCUGCAGCUGAGCAACUGAAGAUUAAUUAGGGGCGGAUCAGUAAACAGUAUGAAAACAGAACCGUCUCCAAAGAAUCUUGUAAAAGGGACGCUGUUGACUAUCUCAUGCCUGCAAUGUUUGUUUUAAUAAAUCCUAGGAUUAGUAGAAAUGCUUUGAUCUGAACUUUUAAAAGAAAAUAUUUCUAUGCUGUUGGGGGCUGAAGAGGGGCAUUUAAUGGUGUUUGCAACCCAAACAUUACAGCUUUGUGUUCCUGCAUGAGAAAAGGGAGUGUGAAAAGGGCAAGGCAUGCGCCGUGGGAGAUGAAUGCCACACAAAUAGCGUGAAGGGUAAAUAACCACAUAACACUUCUAACUUCCUUUCAGCCUGAGUGAUUUGAGACUUUAUUAGUAACAGUUAAGAAAAAUGCUUUUUGAGCAAACAGACCUUGAUAUUGCAAGGAUUUAACUGUGAAGAUGUUGUUGGUCAUAUGAUCUGUGCCAUUACAUCCUGCUUUGGGAGGCACGAAUCGCUCAUGGGAUUAAAUCUUUAUAGGAGCUGGGACCUAUGAAGGAGCAGGAUCCCUAUGAAUAUACUAGAAAGUGUGUGGGGAAAGGGGCUUUUGUGUUUAUGACCUGCUUAGGUCUUUUAAGGAAAAUCUCAUGUCAGCAACUCAGAUUUUCAGAGGGGAAGGCUGCCUUCAGUCCUGCUGUCUAUCUGAAUAGCUGCCUGCAGAGCAGGAUAAGGGUUCUACCGAGUUCUCUCCGUAUCUGUUGAAGAUCCUAGCUAUUUUAACUAAUAAUACACCAUAUAGAGGGACUCUAGACUUAUAAGUGUCUCUCAGCCAUAUCCCUUUGACAGUGUAAUUUGGGCAUCUUGACUAAUGUUUCUUGUGGUUUUGGAAUAGGAAUCCUCCUCCCCACCUAGGUAUUGAGUUACAAAUAAUUCUUGGAAAAUGCACAGUUCAGGAUUUCUGCAGCUGGAAUAGAACCACUUUAUAGGAUGCGGCCUGAGUUUGCUGUGAAGUGAUCCUCUGCUGUCUCUUACAGAUAAGAGUGAUAUUUUUACUGUAGAAUAAUUAGAGUUGAAAGCAAGAAUUGCCUUUUUGAGGUAAAAACCGUUGAGGUAAAAAUUCUGUAGCUCAGUGAACAGCAUUCGGAAGUCAACAUGGUCUCUACAAACAGCCUUUCUUAGAUGGAUUGUGCCACAGUAUUUCAGUAACAUAGUUGAGGACAUGCUGCUGUGCCAAGAUUAUUUUUUAAGUGGGAGGAUAGACACCAGCUCCAGUUUCUCUUCCAUCCAUCACUCACUGACUCCUGAAGCUUCCCCAGUUGCCCAUGGUGCUUGGUGUUGUGGGGCAAAUGCAAGUCCCUGGUGAGAAAUAUCAAAGCUGGGAAGGAGUGAAUCCAAGCAGAGCUUCCCUGUGCUAUACCAGUACAAGGAAAAUGUUAAUUCAGCUAAGCCUUUUUUACACUCUACUAAUUACUACGGCAUUUGUAAACAUAUGCCUGAUGGUGCUUUAUCUUUGUGGUGGCUUUGGCUCUAGUUCUGACAAACAUUUUUGCUGGAGCUGCCUAUGAUUAUUAUUUUUAUAGAAGCAGUGUACAAAAAUGUGGACUCUCAUGUGGGUUUUUGGUGCACUCAGAUACAAGCAGUUACUAAUGCUUUGAAAUACGAAUAAUCACCAUAUGUAUCUGAUGGUCUUUUUCUGACUUUUUAUUUUAAUUUCCUUUACUCUAUGGCUGUUAUCUGGAGCACUUUUGUUUGAAUGUAUCACAGUGAAUAAAGAAAAGUUAUGGAAUUUCAAUGCAGA